CCCGGCCUGGGCUUUGGAAGCCUGAGGAGCCGGAAGAAUGCAUGGCCGGCGGCGAGGCCGCGGAAUAAGGUGGCGGCGGGGCCCUAGCCCGGCUCCGGCUGUGGCACGGCUCGCGCCUGGUCCCCAGCGGCGCCGACACUCGGUCCCCAAGGGCCCGGCCGCGUUCGCCCAGGCUGGCGGGGAGGGGCGGCGGGAGGAAGCGGCGGGAGUCGGGACUACGGCGGAGCCGCCCCCACAGCGCCCUCUAAGGAAAGCGCGGUCGCUGCCGCCUGGCCCGCGCGCCCCGCCUGGCCCUGGCCUCAGACCCCUUCGCCUGCGAGUCGGGACCCUCGGCGCUAACUGGACGCUGGGCCAGGACCUCGAUUUUAUCUUCAAAUCAUAUACUGAAGUAGAGAUCUGAAUUAUUUGAAAUCAGCUGCUGGCAAGCCUACAGCCAUGAGAAAUCCCAAAGUGGGGCUGGGGGAUGUUCUUCUGUUCUGAGUGCUAUGAAUCAAACAAAGCCAUGGGCAGAAGAGUGAUACUAAAAUGCUGCGGCUUUAUACGUGGGAUUUUUAAAAUUUAGAACCAUUUAAGUUAUAUUAAUAUAUUGUUUAAUUUCUAAAGUUUUGGUAGCUUCAGUUACUCCGUGUUAUGCUGAACUGAAUGACAUUAUUUCAAAAAGCUGCUUACUCAUAAACAGGCCUAGUCAUAAGAAUCACUUAGGGUUCUUUUUAAACUCGGAUAUUAGUAUAUAUGCAGAUCUGCUAGAGAGCUUGUUAAAAUGCAGAUUCUGGGGUCCUAUCCCAGAGAUUCUGAUCCCAUAGGCCUGGAGUGGGACCCAGGAAUCUUUGGCUUUAAAAAGCAUUUUCAUGUGAUCUGAGGCAGAUGAUCUGAGGAUCUCUACAGCCUUGCUAUUUACAUCUGCCAACAUUGGCAUCACCUUGGAUAUUUUAUUUAUUUUUGACUUAUUUAUGUUUAUUUAUUUAUUGAGACAGGGUUUCACUCUGUUGCCCAGGCU
Molecule: messenger RNA, 997 nt
Organism: Sapajus apella (tufted capuchin)
Lineage: Eukaryota; Metazoa; Chordata; Mammalia; Primates; Cebidae
Product: cuticle collagen 8-like
Exons: 2
Coding region: 38-400 (120 amino acids)
Source: RefSeq, a predicted model, not a curated record